Molecule: messenger RNA, 7376 nt
Organism: Thecamonas trahens ATCC 50062
Lineage: Eukaryota; Apusomonadida; Apusomonadidae
Exons: 2
Coding region: 1-7275 (2424 amino acids)
Biological process (GO): nucleobase-containing compound metabolic process
Molecular function (GO): nucleic acid binding; 3'-5' exonuclease activity
Source: RefSeq, a predicted model, not a curated record
AUGACCACCCCAGCCUCCUCCACCAUUCUUCCGUACCGCCCAUGGCAAUGGGCAUUGACCGGGGCCUCUGUGGCCGCCACCGCCUGCGCCUGGACGUACAUCUACCUCCAGCUGCGGAAGCCAGCAUCAUCGUCAUCGUCAUCGUCAUCGUCAUCAUCAUCAUUAUCAUCGUCGGUAUCACUGGUGAUGUCCACGGCCACAUCCACGAGCUCUACGCUCUGGAUCGAGACGGCGUCGCUGCCGGCCAUCGGACUGGCACCUGCUCUGCUGCCGCCGUCGCGGGUGAGUGUGGUGUAUGAGGCCGAUGGGGUAGCAGACGCGCUGCAUGAGCUCGGAUCGCCACAGGUGGUGGGUAUGGAUAUGGAGUGGCGGCCGACGAGCGUCUCGCGGGUCGCCCUCAUCCAGCUCUCCACCCCGGAGGUGGCCAUCCUACUGCCUGUUUGUGCCUACCAACAGGGCCUGCCACUGGAGCUGGUAACCUUCCUGCAGUCGCCGGAGAUCAUCAAGGUUGGAGUUGGGGUUAACGGCGAUGUCCGUCGACUGCGUGCGUCGUACGGAGUGACCAUGCGCGGCGCGCUGGAUCUACAGGCGCUGGCGAGUGGGUAUGGGCUCAUCGAGGGCGGCAUGGGCCUUCGCCGCAUGGUCGAGAAGUUUUGUCAGCCGGCGACGCUUGCCAAGCCCAAGCAUCUGCAGUGCUCAGACUGGGAGGCGCUCCCAUACUCUUCAGGACAGAUUGCAUAUGCAGCAACCGACGCACUGGCGGGUAUCCUCAUAUUCAACGCGCUCCGCGAGGCUAUCGACGCUGACGCCCCUAUUGCCAACCUGGUGCGGCAAUGGCUCGACCGCAAGCUGCAUGUCUCACGAAAGAAGAAGAAGGAGAACAAGGGCAGCGGCAGCGGCGGUGACUCGGCGUCAUCUAGCAGCGAGGGCAAGAAGUUCUACGCCAAGGCGCGAUCGUCGGCCCGCGAUGGGCCGCUCUACGACAACUGCGCCAUCCUCGCGCCGGACGGCAAGACGUUUAUGGCGUACUGCUCGCGACGCAAGGUCGAUUGGUACGUUUCGCGGUCGCUGGCGGAGCUGAUCGAGACCGAUCCCCCGACGAUUCGACUCUUGUUCGAGCCCAAAGGCUGCGGACACGCCAACGAUCCGUUCUAUUCUGCCAAGAAGACCAGUGAGUGCGUGGUGUGCGGAGCGAGGGAAGAGCUGUGUCGGUAUCAUGUGGUGCCGUCGGCAUAUCGCAAGCACUUUCCGUCGCGGCUCAAGUCGCACUCGUCACACGACGUCGUGCUGCUCUGUGUCGAUCACAUGGCGGUGGCCAAUGCCAACGCGGCAUCAAUGGUGGCAGAACUUGUCGCCCACUACGGCGUGCCCGAGUCAGGAAUCGGCGAGGCCAAGGUCGUGAAUCCGGCCAAGCGUGCGGCGCAGUCACAUGCCCGCGUCCUUGUCCGCCAUCGCGCUGGCAGUGUCCAGCUCCCGCCGGAGCGUGUCGACGAGCUCUACGCCGAGCUCUCUGAGCUGCUCGGCGUGCCUCGGGAUGAAAUCGAUCUCGAGGCCGUCCUCCGCACUGCAAUCGCCGAGCCAAAUCCAGACUGGAUCUCACACGGUGCCGCCGUCGUCGCCCGUGCUGUCGACGAAGGCCAGGCCGAUGGCCUCACCUACGACGAGGCCAUCCACGCCCUUGUCCGGCGCUUCCGGGUCGCCUUUCUCGAGGGCAACCAACCACAGUUCCUCUCCGAGGCCUGCUCACCACUGCCGCCACCACCACAUGCUGCUGCUGCUGCUGCUGCUGCUGCUGCUGCUGCUGCUGCUGCUGCUGCUGCCGCUGCUGCUACUACUACUACUACUACUACUGUCGCCGCUGCUACCACCACCAUCACUGCUACCACCACUGCCACUGCCACCACAUCUGCUGCUUCUGCUGCUGCUGCUGCUGCUGCUGCUGCUGCCACGGGUGCACGGUCGUGUGCUCGUGGCUGGGGCUCGGGAACAGGCAACACACGCUCGCGGUCAGUCACCCCUGUCUACAGGGGGCGGACCCUUGGCCUGGUGGUGUUGGUCGUGCUGAUGGCCGGGCUGGUCCAGCCUUCGCAUGCGCUGGUCAAUCAGUGGAUGUUUGCGGGCUCGGGCCAUUGGGCAGAGAGCGCAAAGUGGCAGACGGGAGUGCCCAAGGUUGGUGAGUCGGUGUACAUUGGCUCGGCGCCUGGGACUCCGCUGGAGGUCUUUGUCAACGCUUCGACCGCCACUAUUCUGCAUCUGGGCGUCGGGUCGGUCUUUGGCUCGCCCGGUGGCGCUGUGCAGCACACGCUCAACAUCCAGGACGGAGCCGUCCUCCGCGUCCUCCUCGAGUGCACGGUCGAGGCGCAGGGCGUCAUUGUCGUCGAUGCUGGCGGCGUGCUGGACAUUGGCGACGGAAUUAUGACGGUCAAGGGCUCGCUCGUCAUGAACGGCGGCACUCUCCUCGGGCGUGGGAACGCUGCCAACGGCAUCACCUUUGUCACCGGCAGCUUUGCCUCGCUUGUCUUCAAUGUCUCGUCGAUUAUCGACUCGCGCCCCAUUGUCGCCUCCAACGGCUCGACCGUUGUCUGGCACGCGCAGCCGAUUCUGUUUGGCAACUCGGAAGCCAACGGCGAGGCCCGUCUUCAGCUCUCGCUGAACUCGCGACUGGUUCUCUCGCCGCCCAACGGUGGCGCUGCGCCCAACGCCACCGUCGCCUGGGAUCCCGCGCUCUCGAUCGGCCGCGUCGGCUCACUUGCGCUCACCACUGGCGCUUCGCUCAUUGAUCCGGUCGGCACUGCGGUGACCGUGGCAGUCCCGCUCUCGCUCGACUCUGGAGCUAGUGUUGCGCUCAACAGCGCAUCAAGCCAGCUUGCGCUCGACUCGCUGGUGCUCGGUGCCGAUGCCGUGCUGACUGGCGUGGUCGGGGCCAGCUACCAUCUCGACGCCCGCGCGUCGGCAGCACUCACAGUCACCGGCUCCGGCAUCAAGCUUGGUCCGGUCACUGCACCGUCACCGCCGCUGGCCCACCCGCCGACGGCAGCCGCGGCGCUCUCCUUUGUGGUCACCACGCCACUGGGUGUGAGCAUGAGCAACGCAUCACUGACGGUGACUCCUGGAGGGUGGCUGCGGCUGGCAGGCGGCAGUGUGGUCAACACUGCUCCGCUCGCCCCGUCUUCGCUGUCGGCCGAUGGCGACGGCGCGUUUGUAUCGGUGGAGGCGAGCCCGUCGCCGGUGCCACGGCUGCUCACCGGCGGCGUCAUGCUCGGCGCGGCGAACAGUGGCCGCCUCGACUGGGGCACCCUGAUCCAUGCUGUGGCACCCGGUGCUGCGCCGCCGACUGUUUCACCCGGCGGCCUUGUUCUCGACGGUGGCUUGGCGGUAGUGGCGCCCGGCGCCGGACUGGCGUUUGAGACCGCGAGCCCGGUCACCGACGCUGGCGCCUGGCCGACCUUUACGGUCGGCAACGGCUCGAGUCUGACGGUCAACUUUGCGCCGUCGCCGGCGCCGUUCGAGGCGACCCAGGUUCUGAGCUCAACGUCGUCCGGCGUGACUUUUCUCGCCGGCUCGCUCAACGUCGCUGCUUCGGGCGAGAUCGUCCUUGCCGGGCCCGGUUCGCUCGCAGUUCUCGGCCCGUCGUCGACAGUGGGCGGCAAGAUCUCGUUCGGAUCGGGCGACUCGGGCGUUGUCCUUGGCUGUCCAGCAUCACUCGCGACAUGCGCGGCGACUCCCACACGUGCUCACACGCUCGCUGCCCAGCUCGACAACUCGGCGGCGGGCGGGACCGGUGGGAGCGUGGCAGUCCUUGGUGCCGGCACAUCGCUCACGCUUGCGCCGUCGCCAGCACCCGUCUUUGCAGGCGGCUCGCUGAUAGUUGCGCGUUCGGCGUCGGUGGCGCUUGGCGACGACACGUCGUUUAUCCCGCCGACGCUCGUUGUCGGUGGCCCGGCAGCGUCGACGUUAAGCGUCGCGUCCGCGUCGACGCUCGCAGUCGAGAGCCUGCGGCUUGUGGCGGUGGAAGGUGAGACCACCGGCGGCAGCCUCACUAUCACUUCGGGAGCGCUGCAGGUGGACUCGAGCUUGGCCUGGGAAGCCGGGGCGGUGACGCCUAGCGCCGGAGCGUCGCUGCGUUUAGCGGGCGGCUCGACGGGGACGGUAUCAUCGGACGCAUCGCUGACGCUGGGCGGCGGCACGCUGGUCAAUCAGGGCACGCUCACGCUCCGAGACAACGGCACGCUCACGUUGGCAGACACGGCCGAGAUUGUGACGACAGGUAUGAUUAUCCUUGGCGACAAUCGGGUUAUCGCUGCGGCGACGCCGUCGGCGGCAGCCAGUGCAAGCCUCCCGGGCGUGAGACUUGGUGCGGCUGGCAGGAUUAGCGUGCCUGCAGGAGCACCGACGGUCGGUGUGUACCUGACGUACCAGGCGACGGCGACAUCGGUGAGCGUGGGCAGCGGUGCCAGCCUGCGUGUGGUCGGCGGUGCGUCGUUUGCGGCGCCAAUCACGCUCGCGUCCGGCGCACGUUUGGUGCUCGGCGCGAGUGAUUCGGGCGUCGGCCCGGCUACCGCAACGGUCACGGUGCCGCGAGCCACGAUUUCCGGUUCGGGCACGCUGGUUGUGGGUGGCGAGACGACAGCGACGGUGGCGGCGAGCGUGCCUGUGGCGCUCGACGCCAUUGAGGUCGCCGAGUCAGGGACGCUCACGCUUGUGACGGGUGUGGCAGAUCUGUCGGCGCUCAACCGUGUGACGAUCAGCGGGUCCGGCACGCUCAACGUCGGCAUCCCGCUUAAUCUAGCGUCGCUGGAGGUGACCGAGAGUGGCUCGCUUUACACGGCGGCGCGUGACGUGAGCGUCAGCGCGUCGUUCACCUUUGGGUCUGGACUCAUCUCGUCAGGGGCUGGCCCGUCGCCGGCGCCGGCGCCGUCCGGUGCGACUCUCGGCUUGGGUGCCGGCUGCGCUGUGGCGUUGGUCGACAGUGCAGGCGCAGGUGGUGCCAAGACGAUCGACGGGCUCGCGCUCGAGGUUGCGUCGACGAGCGCUACCUGGAGGAGCAACGUUGGCGCUGUUAUGGCGUCGCCGUUGGCGCUCUCGCCAACAGCCUCGCUCGCGAUGCUUGCAGGCGCUGUUCUAGAGGUCUCAUCGCCAUUCGCAAGCGUGGCGACCAACGGCGCAGCUGGUGCUGCGCUGAGUCUCAAUGCUGGCGCACUUGUCAAUGUCACCGGUGGUGUGUUGACAGUGAGUGUGCCGACGACCAUAGAUGGCAGUGUGGCGCUUGCUGACUCGGCGUCCUCGCUUGCUGUGACGGGCGUCACGAGCUGCGUCCUCGGUACGACCGGGAGCAUCACUGGGCCGGGCCCACUGAGUCUCGGCGGCGAUGCCACGCUGAGCGUGCCUAUGGGCGCGACUGCAUUUUCGCCGCGGCUUGACGCAGACGGCAGCAUUGUAGUCGGGAGCGGGGUCGACCUGGAGAUUGUGGGCGGCGGGGUGAGCCGCGGGCGGGUCGAGCUCGGCCUUGGCGCGACGCUCACGCUGGCGUCGACAGUGUUUGACCUCGCACCGGGUUCGCAGCUAGUGCCAGGAAGCGGCGGUUCGACAACGGGCGCACAGGUUGUGUUUGGCGCGGGCGAGACGAGGCUCGGAGGCGAGUACGGCUUCGCCAGCCUCAAUGUUACCAACGCCGCAAGCACGGUGGUGGUGACGAGCGGCUCGGGCGCGGCGGCGACGGUCGAGACGCUCCAGCUUGCGGCCGGGUCACUCGGCCUCGAGCGUGAGCUGAGGGUGGCCACGGCGCUGGCCUGGUCGGGCGGCGCAGUGUAUGGCAGCUCUUCGCUGGUUGUGAACGGAACCGCGACUAUGACGGGCGCAGUUGCGGCUGGCAACGCGGCGCAAGUGACGCUCCACGGACCGAGCCAGGUGACUGGAAGCGACGUGGCGCUGUCUGGUGGCUCGCGGCUGGUCUGCGGCACCGGGUGCACGCUCGAUUUUCCGGCUUGGUCGAUUGCGAUGGGCACGGACGGAACAGUUGCAGCCGACGGUGGAGUAGUGCGAGUGCCAAGCGGUGGGCAGCUAGCGUCGGCGGGCGAGCUCGGGCUCGUGGUGUCGGCGGGUGGGCGGGUGGCGAGCAGCGGAAGCCUCGAGCUAGGCAGCGGACGUGUGAGCGUGACGAGCGGCGGGAGCCUUGUUGUCGAUGGCGAGUCGGCAAGCGUGAGCAUGGCCGGCGGCGAUGUGAGCGACGGUAGCGUGUCGGGUGUGGGCACGCUUCGGUGCAGCGAAGGUGGGACGCUGAACAUCGCUGCCGGCGGCGUGUUGCGGUCUGGGCUGGACAUGGCAACUAGCGUGUUUGGCAACUCGACGUACGGGGCUGGGACGGUACUGAGCGUGAGCUGUCGGGUGGCGGUGGCCAAGGAUGCGACGCUGCGUGCGGAUGCAGCGGCGCGGCGGACGAUUGCGGUUGAUCGCGGGUUGGCUAUUGUCUCGCAAAAGGUGGUCAUCGAGCUGAGCCACGAGUCGAGCUCGGUCUGGGCGCCGGAGCGUGGCUCGGUGUUCCCUGUGGUGACGCUCGGCGGCGGGGUUACAGACGGCGACGGUGCGAACGUUGCCAACGUGGCGAGCGCGUUUGCACUGCGGUCGUCGCUGACGGCGCCUGCGGCGGUUGUUGCCAGCGCCAGCGCAAUCUCUGUCCUGCUCUCGCCGGGAUGCGAGGCCGAGUGCCACUCAGCGGGGACAUGCGACGUGUUCACUGGAGCGUGCGACUGCUUUGCAGGCUUUAGCGGCUCUGCAUGUCAGACCAACGUUGUGGCAUGGGCCGUGGUGAUCCCGCUGGCGGCAAUUGGGUUUGUGGGCGGGCUGGUGCUCGGAUACCUCGCUUGGUCGGCGAAGAAGCGCGACGCCCAAACGGCGCAAACGCUCGACCGCAAGGUUUCGAGCCUGAUGUUUGGCGACGGGGCCAACAGUGUCGGCGACCAGGCUGGCGGCGACACACAGGAGGCGGUCAAGCCGAUCGCACCGCCACUGAUCUCGCAGGCUGUGGCGGCGGCGACAGCGGCCGGCGGCGGCAUGUCCUCGACUGUGUUGCGGCCCGAGGGCGGCGAGAGCGGCAGCGACGACGACAGUGGGCGCGGCAAGGCUGAGGUGAGCGACUCGUCGGAACUCUGUGACGAGACAGAGCGAUCUGUCGGCGACGGAUCGUACUACUACUCGGACUACGAGAGUGAGGAUGGGCCGAGUCGCGGACAGGACCGCGUGACCGACAUUCCACCGCUGGUGAUGUCGCCGCUGUGAGAGGGCGCGGCUUCUUGUUAAUGAUAUAUGCAGGAGAGCUAGUGCAUGUCGUCGUCCGAGUUGCCAUCGAGGAUGCGCUUCGUAAAGGCAAAGCCGGCAAA